AUGACUUCUGGACCUUGGUCUUUGUUUCUCCGCCUUCUCGCAGUGCACGUUGGCAAAAUUUAUUAUUCUGUACACUGUGAUGUAUAGAGUGUUGUCUAUAUAUGUGGCAGCUGACGUAUUUCUUUAAACGGUUACCAACAAAUAUUAAUAUUGUCAAAAUGGGAAGGAGACUAUACUUGUUAUCCUUCACUAAGACCUGCCAGCCUCACUUUAAUGAUAUAUCCACCACCCAUGCACAAGAACUAAAUAAUUUUUAAACAACGUAACAAACUCUAAGAAACGCUAAUAAUAUUUCCGGGCAAUUAAGAAAUUUAAUGUGAGAAAUUUAAAACAAGAAGCGAAGAAAACGUUUGAUAAGCCCGUUUGAUAAGUCCAAGCGUUGCGGUGGUGGAUUCUGUAAAAUUGAAAAAUUAAAGGACAAUAAUAAAAUACCUUACUGUAUAUACGAGAGAAGAUGAUCACCCUGGAGGUAGUGGAGUUGGUUAGAGUUUCUGGGUCUAGGAGGAGAUUUAUUAAAAGGGAAUGAGGAAUCCGGCAUUGCAUUUGAUCGGGAUAGCGGCGUCCCCUGGAGGAGGAGGUGAAGUCUUUGGUUCGCGGGCCGAGGAGGAGUUGCGCCAGUGGCUUGAAGCACGCCUGGACGCAUUGGGGAUUGACCCUGUUGCGUACUCGCGAUUUGUGCUCAGCCUAUUGCGCCGCCCCGACUCGGCCCUAAGUCCUCCAGAAGAGGCAAUUGAGCUAGGUAGAGGCACAGGACGUCGCAUACGUGCCCGAUCUAAAGCAAAGCUGCCAACACAUGGUGACAGGGAGCAACGACGAGCUGUUGUGCAAUGUCUGACAAGUGCCGCUGACGACAAAUACGGAGUGGAAACACUGGUUGAUGAAUUGUGUAUAAAAUUAAAAGAAUUGGAGGGAGGAAGUUCGCAUGAUGAAAAAGAAGAAUCUAAAAAGUCCAGUGAUGAACCCAAAACGAAUUUAGAAGCGCUCACACCUCGUGAUAGAGCUCUUAGAUACUACGCAGCAUUCCCAUCCUUGGAAUCUGUAUCCAUCAAAAAAUUUUCUCUCAAAAAUUCUGCCAAUAGCAACAAUAAUAAAGACAACGGAAUUAAUUUGCAUAAUAAUAAAAAUAACAGUGCUUAUAAUAAAAAAACUAAAAUGUCUAUUAGCAUUGAAUCACAAAGAUCAGAGGAUAAAGAAAGCUUCGGAUUCGUUAAAUCAAUGGAACGGGAAAGGGAAAAAGAACGCGAAUUGGAACUCGAUCAAUUAAGAUUAGCGCAGCUAAAGGCAAAGUUUAAUGAAAACUUGGAGGCACUUUGGAAUUCAGUACCAGGCAAUGCGCAGGACACAGCUUCAAUAUGGGCAGCUCCAACACUUUCCAUUCCUUCUGGACCUCUAUGGCCAACAGACACUACCAAGACAAUCUUUACUUUACCUAUUUCAAAUAACGAUUAUUCUACUGACACACCAAAUCAAGACUCAAUUGUUGAUGAAUCACCGCUUAUCCCCUGGGAUAUAGAUCUAAUCAGCAUUGAAGAUAAUGCAGAUGAAUACAGCAAUAAAAAUACAGCAGAAUACAAUAUAAAUUGGUCAGAUUCGGUUACGGAUGGACCCUGGUGCUGGAGAGGAAUCGAUAGCAACUUAGCUACAGGCUUGUAUUGUCACAAUCCUCAGACUGGUAGUUGCUUCUUUCCAAUAGCAUCAUGUAAAACUCCAAUUGGAACUUGCAAACAGUCUCGUUCGAGUUUGAAGGUAAACAGCCUUCCCGAACCAGAUGAAGAUUUAUUGACUUCCAUGCGUACUCACUUUCGUCCGAUAAAGGACGAUGGUCACUGGGCAGAUGGGACAACGUUUCCCGUAAACAAUACAGUAGAACGAGUUGCCUAUCGCAGAUCCGAAUCAGGAAACUUGCUGUAUCUUCCUGGCGGAGAAAGCCCUUAUAUGGAGUACCGGGAGAGCGAUGCGGUGAUGCCACCCGUGUCUACGAAUUUAACGUUGAAGUUUCGAGUGCGUCAAUGCGACAAAGGCGUCCAAACCGAGCCCAUACGAUCUCCGGUCAAACGUCGUAUCCUUUCCGAACAGGAUCAUUUUCGCUAUUCCCCGAUCGGAGCUGAAGAUGCUACUAUACUUGAACAAGAAAAUAUCGAAAAAGAUUCCUUUGAUUCGGAAUGGCCUCAACUUAAUUGGGUACAAUCAAGUGUACCUCUGCACAAUGAUAGAAAAAGUGAGUGGAGUCGACCAAAUUGCCAAACUGGAAUUGCCAUACGAGAUUUGCAAUACAAUACAUAAUCGUUACAUUUCAAUUGGAAGGCACAGUAGCAGCUUUGGGUGCCAGCCAUUGACGACUUUGCGUCCUUUGACCUUGUGAACUGGAUAAUGUAAGCUGCUAAAUAAUUCUAUAUGACGGAGAUUUGAGGUUUAGCUAUAUAUACUUUUUUUUCGCAAAAUAAAGAAGCGAAUGAUAGGUGCGUGAAUGGGGGUCCUCUUGGCAUGUGGAAUUUGUUAUGCAUGUAUCCAAGAAGGCACGAGUAAACCCCAUCGUCACUCGUAAUAAGCAACAUGCAAUCGAAUACAAAACGAAACGCGAGGAUAUUAAUUAUUCAUUUAGAUAGUUAUUAUUAACCCUCUUUGUGAGAUGAGUAAAAAGGAAUGAGAAAAAAAAGAAGUGUGUACACAAUGUUUCACAUAAUGUCUCACGUUGCAAAAACGUUGAAGACUACGAAUAACUACGAGUGAUUUAAGUUGUAGAUUGUUGAUUACUUUGUGAUUUUUGAGGAGAGAAUUUAGUAAGCUGGUUUUUUUAGAAAAUUGUAGCAAGCAGUUUUGUUUCUCGUCUAACGUGCAAGCUAAGAGUAUACUUAUUCAAUUUUUAUUGAAAAAAAAGGAAAAAUAAUGGGUGUUAAAAUUGAAAAUUGGAGACAAAUUCGAAAGGAUAGUUGAGUACUUAUUUUAAAUGCUGCACGUUGCAAAUCGGGUAUUUAAUUAAAGUGCUGUUCUAUUUUCUUGUUGUUUUUUCGUAAUUAUUAACGGAUUAUCUUCUUAAUCUCGUAUUCUCCUAAUUAUAAUUUAACUCCCUAGAAGAUUAAUCCUUCCCUCUAUCCUCUUUUCCCUCUCCCAUCUUCCACAUCUCCUUGUAUCCAAUGCUUUCCCUGUGCUCACCCUAAGAAAAUCGAAUAACUGAGAAUGUACAUGUAAAAAAAACGUGUAAUUUGAAAACACAUGCUUACCUCAUGAAAGAGGUACGCAAGAAAAAGAAAAAAAAAUACAAGAAAUGUUACUAGUAUGCAAAUGCCUUAGAAAGGAAUGUUGAAAGAUGUUAAUGUGUCCAAAGGAAGUGUAUAGCGUGUAUAAUUGACUUUGUCUUUGAGAGGGAUGAUUUAAGAAUGUGCAAGAAUCGAAUGUUGAAAGAUGUCAAUGCAUGGAAUGUGUCAACACUUAUAACUGACUCUUUGUCUUCAGGAAAUGCUAUAAAAGAAAAUGCAAAUAAAAAAGUGGAACGAACAAAAAUAUAUUUGCGCGAUAAUGUAUGGAAAAGGACAAAUUAAAGGCAUUGCGAACAUUA
Messenger RNA from Camponotus floridanus (Florida carpenter ant), 3556 nucleotides. RefSeq lists its product as uncharacterized. Bases 523 to 2283 code for a protein of 586 amino acids. The record is from RefSeq and is a predicted model, not a curated record. The transcript is spliced from 8 exons. NCBI's taxonomy places the organism in Eukaryota, Metazoa, Arthropoda, Insecta, Hymenoptera, Formicidae.